UGUUUGACCUAUUUUGUAGCUAUGACCUCAUAUUAUUAUUAUUAUUACUAGUAUCAUUAUCAUUAUUAUGUAUUGACAUAAAAAAGGACGGUAGUGCCCUUAGUUGACCUCGGGUUCGGAUAAGGACCCGAUUAGCGAUUCAGACCCUCGGGUUCGGGUCGUUACAUGGCAAUUCAGGAAGGUGCUCGAAGAGUCCACUCUCAACUUCAUUACACAAAGUGCUCCACAGAUAAGUCCUUGUACUUAUUGUUGAAAUUUUUUAUUUAAUUCCUUUUGUAUUGGUAGAACUCUUACCCUUGCGACUUCAUUAUUACUUUCUGAAUUUCGAUUGCCUUCUAUAUGGCUAGCACCACCCACAUAACAAGGGUGUGAUGAUAAUAUUAUUUUUCCAUUAUACUUGGGUGUGACUGUGUGGACUUCUCCCAACAGUUUAAAAUUUUACAAGGUUUUAUCAUCAAUGUACAGCUACGUCAAGUUGCUACAACAAUUAAGCUCAUAGUGGUACAAGUACAACAAAGAUCUCGAUGGAGAUUAAAGUAAAUAAAGUAAUUAGAGUCAUUUUCGAGGGACAUAUUGAGUCUCCAUUUAGGAGAAAAAAAAAGAAAAAAAAAAAGGACAAGAGUCCGACUAUUUCCUCUGCACAGAAAGGUGAGAUAAUUAAAACUUCUUUCGUUUACUAGAGAGACGAGACGACUACCUCUUGUAUUAAAAGGGUCACUCUCAUUAAGAUUACACCUCUUUCCCACAUAAAAGAACGAAGGGGCAAUUUCAUCUUCUUCCCUCGGUAAAAAAACCAGGGGUUCACUACUCCCUUAUUAAAGGGUAAACUCACAAAGCUCGAGCAAAACCAUUCCCUUCUUAAAAGGGGCAAAAAAGUAAUCAUCAAACAUGCUUAGCUUGGAAGGACUUGGCAUUCCCGACGCUUGACAAGCAAGAUUACGGGAAUGGGGGCUACUGAUACAGAAUAUUUGAUUUGAUAAGAAUUUCACGUGACUUAAAGGGUAUGGAUAAACUUAAGGAGAUAGAAAUAACAACUACUACCCUAUCCAAUGACUCUUACAAUCCUUAAUGGACAAGGAAAAUAAAUCUUGUAUAAAAGAAGUCAUCGGUCAACUACGCCAUAAAUUUCAUAUUGAAUUCUUUAUCGGAUAUUCAUUUGUCAGGUACUAACUUGACCGUCGGAGUGCAACGACCGGCACAACGCCGGUUGUCACUUCUAUCUUAUCUUGCAGGAAACAUCUUCGACUCCGACCUGUGUAGAUUUUUGUAUCAACAUAUAUAAUCUAUAUUUCGAAGUAAUCGACCACCUAAAUCUAAUUGUCUAAUGGCAAUUGAUUUACCCAAGGCACAAAAAACCUAUAAAAUAUUUUCUUUAAUAUCUAAAAUGGUGCUCGAUAAUGGAAAAAGAACUCUUGGCACUUUACCAAAAUGAAAUUUGGAAGUUAAUUGUGUUUAAAAUUGACAUGAAUGGCAUUACUUGAGUGUGAAGCGGGUCUUUAAAACUAAAAUUAAAAUUGAUGACACACUUAGGACCCAUUUAUUAACGCUUUUACUAAAAUUAAAACUGAUGACACACGCUUUUAAAACUGAUGACACAAUAAAAUUAUGAUUUUGAUUUCUUGAACUAAAAUAGAAAGUGAAAUAUAAUUUUUUUUACUUUCAAUAUUUUGAAAGCAAAAAAAAAUAGGAAGUAAGUUUAUUAAAUUUUAAUUUUAAUUUUGCUUUCCUAAUAUUGUGUGUAAGAGAUCGGUAACAUGCUUCUUGCCUCUCAUAUCAAUGCACACAAAUGAUUACAAACACACACACACACACACAAGGUGCGAUUCUGGUUGAAUUCACCUCUGUAUUCCAUGGUAUAUAGAAAAAGUAUAGAGAUUGAUGAGGCUAAUAUUCACCCCUUAUAGACCAUUUCCAAACUAAAAAUCCUUCAACAACUAAAACAAAAUCCAUUAGUUCCUGUUAGUGAACCAUCUCUCUCAAUCUCUCUUUAUAUACUAUGUGCCGAUGCCGGAAUCCAUGGAAACCAAAGCCUCAAACUUGGAUCUCCCUUUUCGAUGCUGGAAUUCACGGACAAACUGACUGGGAAUAAAACUUUGGAGUAUGAAUUGCUUGUGGAUGCGAAUUUGGGUCUCCCUUUCUUAUGCCCAAUUGCCGGAUUCCUUGCUCACAUCGUCACAGUCUCGUCGUCGUUCGGUCUGCUGAUAAGUUUAGUCCGGCCUCAGCUUGGAGAAACUGCUCGCGGCCGCCGUUCAUCUACUUUCAACCAAGUGGGCUUAGGUUAAACCAGUAGAGAGAGAAACUAGAGAGAGAAAGUGAUGAAAGGGUUUCAACUUGCUCUUUCAGAAAGAUGAAGCCUGAAGGGGUUUCAGUUUUCAAUGGAUGAUCGACGGUGUUUGGUAGCAGUUUGUGGUGGAAGAGAGAAGAUAGAUGGUGGUGGUGAUGAUACUUAGUGAAAAGGGGGUGAUACGGGUGAGCAGUUUCGUUACAGUAGCGGAAGUAAUUCCUCCGCUACAAGGGAGAAAACAAGAAGGGUUUUUGCAGACAAUCACCGAGGAGGUCACCGCUAUGGAUUCUUCGAAACGAAACUCCGCUGAGUUGCAACAACUUCUCGAGCAAGAAAAGAAGACGGCCUUGCUUAAUCAGAUGGUUGCAAAGGUGACAAAGGAAUGCUGGGACAAGUGCAUAACUGGUACCCCUGGAAGCAAGUUCAGCUCUAGCGAAUCAGCAUGCCUUUCAAACUGUGCUCGGCGGUAUAUGGACACGAGUAUCACCAUUAUGAAACGUCUUCAGUCCAUGCGUUAAGUUAUACUUGUAACGGCCAGAUAUAUGAGUUAGUUGAUUCAAACAUUUUGCUGUCUGUCCUUUUAGCACUGAGCAAAUGCCUCAUUGUUUCUGAUAUAACUGUAUAUGGGAAUGGGUCACCAAAUUCAUUUUUUUUACUGCAUCUUAAAAAUGGUUGCGAGAUAUUCUUUCCACAAGUUUUGAAACAUAUAGAAAGAGAUUGACCACUCCAUGUAAUCUUUGAUUAAAUGCAAGGCAAAAUUGUAUCAUGUUGGCUUGAAAAGGGCACGUUUUUCUA
Cornus florida is the source of this 3079-nucleotide messenger RNA. RefSeq names its product mitochondrial import inner membrane translocase subunit TIM8-like. The coding region runs from base 2428 to 2802 and encodes 124 amino acids. The transcript has 3 exons. The record is from RefSeq and is a predicted model, not a curated record. Lineage: Eukaryota; Viridiplantae; Streptophyta; Magnoliopsida; Cornales; Cornaceae.